Molecule: messenger RNA, 2197 nt
Organism: Paramecium sonneborni
Lineage: Eukaryota; Ciliophora; Oligohymenophorea; Peniculida; Parameciidae
Source: the annotation of a GenBank genome assembly
AAUGAAUUAUCUAUUCUUAUUGAUUGGAUGUUUGUGCUUGAUAACACAUUCAAAAGUGGAAUCAGUCAAAGAGCUAUUGGAAUAAACUAAAGAGUAAUAUCAUUUAGUAGAAGAUAUUAAUGAACUUAGAUCAAUGUUUGAGACUGAAUUAGGGAUGAAGAAGGAGAAAGAGAAUAAUAAAUAGGACGAACUCUAAAAGAAAGGUAUUUUCUUUGAAUAUAUAAAGAUGAUUCCAUAUUCUAGUCUAUAUAGUUGAAUAAAGUAAACAAAUCUGGAUAUAACAUAAGUGAUAUGAUUUCUCCCAAUUCAACAUACAACUAAACAUAAUAAUAAUACAAGACUAAUAAUCCUAUAUAUAGUAAUACAUCAAAUAUAUCAAAUAUAACAAAUAAUACAAAUGGAUCGUAUCCUUAUAAUAAUUCAACUUAUAAUUAUACAUACCCUUCUAGUCUUAAUAUUUCUAGUAAUUCUUCGACCUAUAACACAACCAAUUAGACAUCAAGUCUUAAUUAUACAAAUGGCUCAAUUUAUACUAAUAAUACUAGAAAUAAUAGAUUAAAGCAAUCUAAACUUCAAUUAAAAUUUAGAAAUAAUCUUAAUUUAGGUCAAGGAUUGGUCAAAAAUAACACUUAAAAUGUUACCUUUUAUAAUACUUCAAGUGGAACCUAUGAAUAUGUUGUUAUUUAUAAUAACAGUGAAGUUUAUUAGAAUUAAACUGAUUCUUACUAUUUUUAUUUUUAGAAUAACACUUUGAUUACAUUAGAAAGGGAAUAUGAUUCUUAUGGUAAUAUUAUUUACAGAAACUUCAACCUUACUCACUCUUUAAUUGUAGCAGGAAAUUCUUCAAACACAAAUUUCAAUAAUUAAUAAUAAGCAUUUGGAACACUUAUUCUCACUAAUCAUACUUUUUAAGGAUAGUACAAUCAAUAAGAGUAGAAUAGUGGAUAUUUAUAUUAAAAUGAAACUAAUAAUUAUAAUUCUUAUAAUUAAAACAAUCAAAAUAAUGGAUAAGCUCAAUAUUCAAAUUAAACUGGAGGUUAUUAAUUAAGUUCAUCAGGUAAUGGUGGUACAAGUUCUUAUUCAUAAAAUGGAUCCUAAUCCAAUAGUGAUUAUUAGAACUAUAAUAAUAAUAGAUAUACUUAUGGUUACAUAGACACUAAUUAAAGUACUUCUUCAAGAUACUCAAAUAAUUAUUCAGGCAACACAGAUCAAUUUUAAUCUGUAAAUUCUAUUCAAGGUAAUAAUACAUCUGUCUUCUAAAAUCAAAAUUUAUAUACCAAUAACUAAGUAUCAUAAAGUACUUAUGUAACAAGAGGAAAUGGUACCACUUCAAAUAUGUAAUCUAUUUCUAAUUCUUCAACUUAAGCAGAAUCAAAUAGCACCAAUUUUAAUCGUGAAUCAUAUUCAGCAGGAACAACUAAUUCUCAUAAUACCUACUUAGAUACUACUUUUUCCAAUUAAUCUUCAAAUAAUUCAGACUAUCUUUAAGUGAAUUACAAUUAUAAUGUUACAGAUACAAAUGCAAACUACAUAAAUAAUUCCACUAAUUAUGCUGGAAAUACAAAUACAACUUCUCUAAAUUUGUCAGGUAAUCAGUAAGCAAAUAAUUAUACCUAUGAUAAUUCUACCUUUUCAUACACUUAUGGAAACAAUCAAGCAACUCUAAAUGAUACUCUCUCAGAAUUUACUAGUACACCUAAUACAACAGUUACAACCAUCAAUUAAUAUAUAACUACUGCUAAUUCCAAUAAUUAUAUAACAGAAGAUGAACCUGCUCUUAUUAGUGGUUAGAAUUAGACUUCACAUACUUAAUCAACAAUUGAAUAAUAAACAACAUAAUUCAAUUAAUUAAGAGGAUCAAAGAAGUAAACCUCAGGUUCAUGGAAAUAAAUUCAAGUUGAAGAGCUAUAAUCAUCUAAUUCUAUCAUUUUAGAUUAAGCCAUUAAUGAAAUUAAAACUAAAUUCAAUCCUGAAGAAUUUGGAUAUCAUUUUGAUUCAAUCAUAAGUGUUUAAGAAUAAAUUGUUUCAGGAAUCAAUUAUAAAAUUUACUUAUCUUAUUCUAAUGCUGAAUAAGAAUAAUAAGUAUAUGAAGUUAUCAUCUAUUCAAUGUAAAUAUUUUUAUUGAAUUUUUAGUCCCUGGUAAAAUAAACCUAAUCAAGUUUUUAAAUCAAUUAGAUUUGAUUAAUUUGAGAAUUGA